Darwinula stevensoni is the source of this 671-nucleotide messenger RNA. Lineage: Eukaryota; Metazoa; Arthropoda; Ostracoda; Podocopida; Darwinulidae. The record is from the annotation of a GenBank genome assembly.
AUGCCAAGCGAAUUGACGCCGGGGCAAUACCACGCUCAAGACGGUGAAGGCGGCUACGCGUACGGGUACGUGGGUCAGGACGCCGCGAAGCAGGAGGUCCGCGCACCGGACGGCACCGUCAGGGGCUCCUACUUCUUCGUGGACUCCGCCGCGAAAGUGCAAGAGGUGCAUUACUACGCGGACGGGGCUGGCACGCAGAUCGAAGCCUCCAACAUCCCGCAGGACCCGCCGGACGUGAGGGAGAGGAAGGAGCAGCACCUGAGGGUGAUGGAAGCGAUCCGUCAGCGCAAGGCGGGGAGGGCGAGCCGCUGAUGGAUUCCGGCUCUGUGAUACGCGACGGACGCGAGGGACGCGCGUUGCGCGCCGUCUCCAGCGAGGAAAAGUGUCCUGGGAAAAGUGUCCCAGGAAAAGCGUCCCGAAACCGCUCUUGUCUCGUUUUUGCUUCUGUGAAACGCUCUUCCUUCGUUCUUUCGGUUUCUCCUGCCUUUCUUUGACCUCUCCCUUCGCGAAAACUUGCGAAACCCAUCCCGUGCAGUAACCUAUUUUUGCCGCAGUGCACGAGGAGCUACCCUAAUGUCUUCAUUCGCAUGCAUCAUUUUUCGUAUAUAUUUCGUGGUGAAAAAAAAAUUUCAAUGAAAUGAAUGCUUACCAAAGCGACAGCUUUUACUCCA